This is a messenger RNA of Mus pahari (shrew mouse), 996 nucleotides long. RefSeq names its product translation initiation factor IF-2-like. The coding region runs from base 1 to 996 and encodes 331 amino acids. The record is from RefSeq and is a predicted model, not a curated record. Lineage: Eukaryota; Metazoa; Chordata; Mammalia; Rodentia; Muridae. The transcript is spliced from 2 exons.
AUGAGUCCACAGAGUCUGAGUUCCAUCCAAGAACUCAUCCGAUGCAAGGAGAGAACCAACUACCGCAAGGUCUGCAGGGAGGAGACCGCCCAGCGCCGAGGACUUUGGGGUGGAGGCGCAGAGACCCCACCCCACAGCCCCACGGCCGCGCCCGCUCGCCCGCCCGCCCGCCCGUCCGGCGCCAAGCGUCCUCGCGACCCGGGCAGCCCCGCAGUCCCGGCCGGGAGGCGCCGAGAGCCCGGAGCAGCCGGAGCGCGACUGACCCGCCGCCCCGGGCCCGCGCCCGCGCCCCGGCGCUGUCCCAGGCGCCCGCUCCGCAGUAGGCCCGGCCCGGCGCUGUCAGGGGCAGCCGGCCGCUCCCCGUGUCCCGCCCGCCGGCCCCGCGCGGGCAGCGGCUCCGAGGCCCCGACGCCCCGGGCCGUGGCACCCCGGAAAGCGGCCGCGGCGCCUCCCAGGGCCCCGACCCCUCAGGCCUCGCCCCGGCCCCGGCGGCUCGCGCCUGUCAGGACGUGCGGGCCUCCCCUUACCGACGGCCGGCCGGACCCCCCGACAGGCAGGAAGGCAGAGGACCGUCACACGGGCGCCCCUGUGCCGCUCCCGCCCCAGGCUGCCGUCCGGAGCCCCGACUCCACCAUCCCCGCUCACCUCCUUCCUCCUCCUCGUCCUCCGCUCCCCGAGCGACGCUCCCCUGCCACCGCCCCCCCGCCCCUCCCCCACUCGCCCCGCCCCUCCACACACUCCGGCUCCAAUCGCCCCGCCCCAGCCCUCUUGAGCGAGCCUGGGCAUUCGCUAGGGAGGAGGGUUGGGCGGAGCCAGAGCGAAAGCAGCCACCCAAUCAGAGAGAAACAUUGGCUCCAGCUUCCCUGUCCCCGCCCUUUUCCUUUCCUCCGCGGCAGUGCGCGGUCUCCCGCCCACUGGGCGCCGCUGGCUAGCUCCGCCACAGAGAAAGCCUCCAGCCGGGUAGAGAAACAACUCCCAGUCGGAAGUUACGGCUGA